UCCAAUCAGAUCGCCCGGAAACGGGAAGUAAGAUUGAGCAAAUCGACAUCCUUGUGACACUAAUCGACUCAGGAAUCCACCAAUCGCUGCAGUGGUUGCUCGGUGUUGGACUGCUGCUCUGUACGGUAGAAAACACUGCGGCCGUGCUGUUUCAUUGUUGAAAUACAACAAGGACCGGGAGGAGGACGGAGCGGUAACAGCGGCCACUGACAUUAUGACUACACUUGAUGAUAAGCUGCUGGGAGAAAAGUGUCAGUACUACUACAGCAGCAGCAGUGAUGAUGAAGACAGCGAACAGGAUCGCAACAUACGACAAGGCGAGGUUGGAGAAUCAGAUGGUGGGAAAGAAGGAAGCGCUAUUAAUACAGGUCCAAAAGGGGUCAUUAAUGACUGGAGGCUUUACAAACAGAUGGAGACUGAGCAAAACGAGGAACAACGGAGGGAGAUGGAGCAGCUUAUUAAGAAGCUCUCUAUGACGUGUAAAUCUCACCUUGAUGAAGAGAAGGACAAACAGAAACAGAAAGAUCUUCAAGAAAAGAUAAAUGGGAAGAUGAACUUGCAAGAAUACAAUAAGCUGAAUGAGGAAGAUGAAGAUUUCUUGCAGCAAUACAGGAAACAAAGAAUAGAGGAGAUGAAAAAUCAACUCUGCCAAUCUAAGCUCUUCAAGCAAGUGUAUGAAAUUAACAGUGCUGAGGAAUUCUUGGAUACUGUAGAUAAAGAACAUAAAAAUACUCUUGUGCUAAUUCUCAUUUACGAGGAUGAUAUUCCUGGUGCAGAGGCUGCAAAUGGCAGCAUCAUCUGCCUGGCGUCAGAGUACCCCGGAGUGAAAUUCUGUAAAGUAAAAAGCUCUCUUUUAGGAACCAGCACUAAAUUCACCAAGAAUGCUUUGCCAGCUCUACUUGUAUAUAAAGCGGGGGAAUUGAUUGGGAAUUUUGUUCGGAUAACAGAUCAACUUGGAGAAGACUUUUUUGCUGUUGACCUGGAAUCGUUUUUGCACGAAUGCAGCUUAUUACCAGAGAAGGAUCUGUUAUGCUCUACAAUUUGUAAUCCGUCUAUUCAUUGCUAUAGUGAUGACAGCGACCUAGAAAUAGACUAAAUGAUGAAUAUCACUAGUUCAGAGCUAUCCUGCCAGUAAUUGUACAUAGAAGCAACAUUAUUUACAUACUAUUUAAUACAAUUUUUUUUUUAUAUAUAUAUAUUUUUUUUAAAUAUAUAAGAGGUAAAAUAAAGUGUAACCUGUUUUAGCAUAAUGUUUGUCAAUCUCUCAUUAGCUAUGAAGUCGCAAGAAACCAGUUUCAUUUCAUAUACUUUGUGUUUGUUUCUAUUAAUCCCAAUACUUUCUAUAUUUAUGUAUAUUAGUAGCUACAGGGUAAUUUAUGCAUUUCCAAAAGUGGCAGAUGUGAAACGGGAAGACCAUUUACCAAUAAAUAACAAGUUGUGGACUAUAAUAAUAAACUUGACCUUCUUCUCAUUAA
Pseudophryne corroboree (corroboree frog) is the source of this 1475-nucleotide messenger RNA. RefSeq names its product phosducin like (gene PDCL). Gene Ontology annotation, cellular component: cytoplasm. Gene Ontology annotation, biological process: regulation of G protein-coupled receptor signaling pathway; heterotrimeric G-protein complex assembly. Bases 215 to 1096 code for a protein of 293 amino acids. The transcript has 4 exons. Lineage: Eukaryota; Metazoa; Chordata; Amphibia; Anura; Myobatrachidae. The record is from RefSeq and is a predicted model, not a curated record.